AGAACCGGAACUCACCCCGAGAUGGACGGACGAAACGAAACCGCUCCCAUCUCAGAUCUGGUUUGGUAUUUCCUGCCCACCAUAGUCCUGGUUCCUCCUCUCGGGAUCCCGGCCAACGCUUUGGUUCUUCGCCUUCUGCUGGGCAAACCCAACAUCUGCUCCACCUCUGAGAUCUUCGUCCUCAACCUGGCCGUGUUCGACAUGAUGUUCUGCUUCAUGGUCGUCAUCGAGUACAUCUACUUCAUGUUCAAUAAAACUGAGGCGAACGCUAACUUCCUGUCCUGGGGCUUGAGUCAGGCGGGGGGUCCGAUGUUGCUCUGCGCUACUUCUUUGGACGCAUUCAUGGCCGUCUGUCACCCGUUGAUCUUCCUCUGUCUCAAAGAACCUAAGCUCCGCCUGUCCUUGUGCCUGCUGGUUAGCGUCUUAGCGUUCACGGUCUGCGGUCUGGCGAAACUAAUGCCGUUUUACAAUUUGGCGAUGAUCCUGAUGGUGGCCAUGCUGACCAUCUGCACCAGCAACGUCCUGAUCCUGAAGUCUCUGCGGGGGCCGGGUCCUGGAGGGAAGGAUCUGCACCCGGUGAAGAAGAGAGUGUUCAAGAUGGUGUUCACGGCGUUAGUGAUGGUGGACUUCCACUACCUGCCGUCGCUCGCAGAGUCCCUGAUCAAGGUGUUGUUUCCCAAACUUUUAUUGCCCUACUCCAUCCUCACCAGCUUCACCUACUUGAUUCUGUCCAUGAGCAGCUUCAUUCAACCGCUGUCGUAUCUCGUACGCACCAAACAGCUGCCGAAGAUGAGAUGUAACGAAAAGGCUGAGACGAAAACUAAGAAAAUGUCGGAUUUCUGAUAAAAAGGUCAGAAUUCUAGGAAUCGUCCUCUUUCUAAAAGUUGCAUUUCUGAAAAAAACUAGUUUUAAAAACCCUGAACUCUAAGAAAAAGUCAGGUUUCUGAAAAAAAGUUCAAAAUUAUGAAAAAAAUAUUUUUCCACUAAACAGCUGCCGAAGAUGAGAUGCAACCGCGGGCCGGCAGCUGAGACGAAAACUACGACAAGUUAGAGCGAAUCAGAGAGAAGAGCUCGGAUUUCUGAUUUUUUUUUCAGGAUUUUAGGAAAAAGUCAAAAUUAUGAAAAAAGUCAGAAUUCUAAGAAAAAUAAAAAAUUAUGAAAAAAGUAAGAAUUCUAGGAAUCCACAUGUUUCUAAGAAAGACUCAUUCUGGAAAAAUUCAAAAAUUAUGAAAAAGUCAGAAUUCUUGGAAAAAGUCGGAUUUCUGAAAACAAAUUCCAAUUUAUGAAAAAAGUCCGAUUUCUAGGAAAAAGUGAACAUGUUGAGAAACAAAUUCCGAAUCCUGAAGAAAAAUCUAAAUUCGGAGAAAAAAAACCUGAAAUCACGGUUCUGAAAAAGUCAAGAGUUCUGAACCGUACUCCGUACUUGCGGUGAAACUGGUCUCAGGGCACAGGGCUUCCAUAUUUUAAAUGAAUGUUGGUUCUGAAGAGCUGACUGUAGAAAGUCUACAAGACCGUAUGUAAAACUAAAUGCAACAGGAAAAAAACGCAUCACAAUAUUUCAUUAAAUCAUUCAGACAAACAUCAGUUUUAAUCAAACACUUUCAUUUUGACACAUUAAUCAGUUCAAAUACACAAUCGGCAGCAACGGCAAGAAACGUCUGAAUAUACUCUUUAAGUUUGGCUUUUAUUAUUUCAGAAAAGUAAACACAUUUACAAAAAUAAACCAACAUAUUAAUCAUAAAUGUAAUGUUUUCAGCACAGAGUUGUUCAACAGCUUUUAAAUAUGACUUAAACGGACAUUUAAAUCUCUUUUUGAAUUAAAUAAGUGAAGAUAAAGCUAAAUAUUUGAACCAAAAUAUAGACAUUGGAAGAACCCAGUAUGUACAAUAUCAGAUUAUAAUUCAAAUGUAUUUUUUGAGUUGGUAUAAAUGUAAUAUCAUGGCACAAUUUUUGAUAACAGCAGAAAUCCAAUUGUUGUCCAAAGAAUAAUUAAAUAUGGAGAUAAAACCUCUCAAUAUCCGCCUUUACAUCAAAGCAUCAGGACAUUAGCACUGCAUCAGGGCUGCGGUCGAAUAGUCAGUUUAGGAACCUUCCUAACGGAGGGAAAUGACCCGGAAGUCCCUCAGUGUUAGCCUGAUAAGAGCCGUUAGGACUCUCUAGAUCAGUGGUUCCCAACCUGUGGGCCGCGGCCCCCUAGUGGGCGGUGAAGGCGUUGCAAGUGGGCCGCCAAAUUUGCAAAACAUUAUGAUUUGUGUGGAAACAUUUUCAUUAUUAAGAUUUUUUUUUAUUUGAACCUCCUUUCCUUUCUCUUUCUUGAUCCUCCCUAGCAACGGUCAUUACAGUCCUUAGGCGCUUUCACACCGGAGUACUUUUCCCAGGAAUAGUUCCGAUAGUUCCUGGGAUUUUGCGUUCACACCAAAAAGAUCUGGAACUAGAACUUUUCAGUCCCUGCUAGAGAGGUGGGACUUUCCUGGGGAGGAAAAGGUUCCAAUUUCUGAUUGGCUGGGCGAAUUGCAAACCACGCCCCGUAAAACUCUAGCUUUAGCAUAGGGUCUUAUUGAGCAUAGGGUCUUCUUUAGCAUAGGGUCUUAUUGAGCAUAGGGUCUUAUUUAGCAUAGGGUCUUAUUUAGCAUGGGGUCUUCUUGAGCAUGGGGUCUUAUUGAGCAUAGGGUCUUAUUUAGCAUAGGGUCCCAUUUAGCAUAGGGUCUUAUUGAGCAUGGGGUCUUAUUGAGCAUGGGAUCUUAUUGAGCAUAGGGUCUUAUUUAGCAUAGGGUCUUAUUGAGCAUGGGGUCUUAUAGAGCAUAUGGUCUUAUUUAGCAUAGGGUCUUAUUAGCAUAGGGUCUUAUUAGCAUAGGGUCUUAUUUAGCAUAGGGUCUUAUUUAGCAUAGGGUCUUAUUAGCAUAGGGUCUUAUUUAGCAUAGGGUCUUAUUUAGCAUAGGGUCUUAUUAGCAUAGGGUCUUAUUUAGCAUAGGGUCUUAUUUAGCAUAGGGUCUUAUUGAGCAUGGGGUCUUAUUGAGCAUAGGGUUUUAUUGACCAUAGGGUCUUAUUUAGCAUGGGGUCUUCUUUAGCAUGGGGUCUUAUUGAGCAUAGGGUCUUGUAACAUGUGUGAGAUUCUGAUAUUCUUUAGACAGAAACAUAUACUCUGCUCCUUGGCUCCUUGAUUCCUUGCUAGCCUUAACAGCACUGAUGAGAAACUCAUGAAACCUGCACAAAUGGUAUCAACAUAUAUAAAUGUAUAAUAAAUAAUUCUUGAUCUGUGAUUCGUCACGAUCAAAGUUCCUUUAAGACUGUAUUUAAAUAAUGAUUUUGACCUGAAUGCACUUCAUAAUAACAACUAAAUCUCUCCUUCGCCUGCUGUGUAAAUGUUCUGUGCACACAUUGAAAUAAAACACAAGAUGAAUAAACAACACUGGUGUAAACAGUC
Molecule: messenger RNA, 3424 nt
Organism: Gymnodraco acuticeps
Lineage: Eukaryota; Metazoa; Chordata; Actinopteri; Perciformes; Bathydraconidae
Product: galanin receptor type 2-like
Exons: 1
Coding region: 22-843 (273 amino acids)
Biological process (GO): phospholipase C-activating G protein-coupled receptor signaling pathway; positive regulation of Rho protein signal transduction
Cellular component (GO): membrane
Molecular function (GO): G protein-coupled receptor activity
Source: RefSeq, a predicted model, not a curated record